AUGGCGAUGAACGCCCCCAUGCAGCCCAAUUUUCCUCGUGGCUACCCUCAAGCCGCGCAGCGUUCUCCCGCCACACCUCGUCGCGGCGCCCCAGGCCCAGGCCCAGGACCAGCUAUGCCUAUGCCUCCUCAUCCUCAACAAGGCAUCCCUAACCCGCAAUACAUGGCCGCCGCUCACGCCGCCGCUCAGCGCAACAUGCCACAGGUCAACGAUGCUGCCCUGCGACGUAGUCGGAAGCCGACUGAUAAAACUAUCCCCGAGGGCGUGGAAGAUGUGAUCAUCGGGGAAGGAGUACAGCAAUACAAGAGUCUCCAGGAGUUGGAAAAGAAAAUGGACGCCGCGAUGGUUCGAAAGAGACUUGAUAUUCAGGAUUCGAUCAGCCGGACGGUCAAGCGAUACCGGACUCUCCGCAUCUGGAUCUCCAACACGGUGGAGGAUCAGCCAUGGCAGAAGGUCGGCGAGCACAACGGAACAGGCGGCGCCACCAACCCCGGUUCUGGACGCUACAAAGUGAAAAUCGAGGGAAGACUGUUGGAUGAUGACAGCGACCCUACCGUCCCUGCCGAUGACAGCGACGAUGAGAAUGAUGGAGACGAUGCGCAGAAGGACGGCGAUGCGAUGGAUGAGGAUGGCCCCAAGGAAGAAAAAUCCAAGAAAUCCAGGCUACCAAAGCGGCCACGACAGCGGUUCUCGCAUUUCUUCAAAUCCAUUACCAUCGAUUUUGACAAGACGCCGACAGCAAAACCUGAAGACAUCGCCCCGAUCACCUGGACCAAGCCCCAAUUGCCACCCAAUGCAACCUCGUUACCUCCCAACGCCGACUUUGACUCCUUGCAAUUCUCCCGUCCUUCGCAAGAGAAUCUGAACAUUACCGUGAGUCUCGUGAGGGACGAGACCCCCGAAAGAUACAAGUUGAGUAAGGAACUGGCUGAAGUCCUUGACGUGGAGGAAGAAACCCGCAGCGGGAUUGUGCUCGGAAUCUGGGACUACAUUAGAACCAUGGGUCUGCAAGAGGAUGAAGAGAAGCGACAAGUCCGCUGCGACGAUCGUUUGAGAGCUAUCUUCGGACGUGAGCAGAUGUUUUUCCCACAGAUCCCGGAUGCCAUCGGCGCGCACACGACUCCUCUUGAUCCCAUCAAGUUACCCUACACGAUUCGUGUCGACCAGGACUUCCAUAGGAAUCCGACCCCCACCAUCUAUGACAUUCGCGUGGCGGUAGACGAUCCGCUGCGGCAGAAGAUGAUCGCCCUGACCUCGAACCCGCAGUACGCGGCCUCAAUCCGGCAGAUCAGCCUGCUCGAUGACCAGCUCGCCCUCAUCAUCCAGGCGUUGAUGCACUCCAAGGCCCGCCACUCCUUCUACACCGCCCUCAGCAAAGACCCAGCCAACUUCAUCCGCCGUUGGCUCAACUCCCAGCGCAGAGACCUCGAGACAAUCCUGGGCGAGGCCACCCGCGGUGGUGGUGAGGAUGGCAAUGCGCCUGAAUUCAGACGCGGUGGUGACAACAGUGUCUGGAACGCCCCUGUGGCCAGGGAAGCGGUCCGGUACAUGCUUGCCAAACCCGAAGCCGCUGCUGCUGCUCGGUGA
Messenger RNA from Rasamsonia emersonii CBS 393.64, 1587 nucleotides. RefSeq names its product SWI-SNF complex subunit. Gene Ontology annotation, biological process: regulation of transcription by RNA polymerase II. NCBI's taxonomy places the organism in Eukaryota, Fungi, Ascomycota, Eurotiomycetes, Eurotiales, Trichocomaceae. Bases 1 to 1587 code for a protein of 528 amino acids. The record is from RefSeq and is a predicted model, not a curated record. The transcript is spliced from 3 exons. Gene Ontology annotation, cellular component: nucleus; SWI/SNF complex.